UCAGAGGAAGGAGGAGGAGUGUGAGCAGCUGAGAGAGAGAGAAUGAAGAGCAGAGCAACCAAGAGGAGGAGGAAAAGGAGAGGCAGUGAGCAGUGUGAGCCCAGAUUACAGCCAAGGCAAGAGCAAAGGGGACAAAAAUAAAGGGAAUACUAGCUCAACUGUCAUAUUCUAUCGUUGCGUCAAUUUACACAGAAGAAAAAGAGGAUUACAAACUAGAUAGAGGGUGAAAAGAGGGAGACAAAAACAGGAGGAGAAGAGUGCUGUAUCGCCAAGAGCAAACAUUUUAGUGGACAGUGUUUUCACAAGUGAGGAGGAUGUAGCAGUGACAAAGGUGAUGUGUGUGUGUGUGUGUGUAAACUGAACCCCCUCACCCACAAAUCCCCAAUAUCAUCUACUGAGACCUGACCACAGGUUUCACAAGCCAUGUUGAAGACCAGGACCCAGCUAAAAUCCUGCUGAACGCCAUGGCCCAGGCUAAAGGGAAGCGAGAUGGCACGGUUUCAUCCAGUGAGAACAGGCGUCGGCCACUGUCAUCAGGUGGGGUGGAGGGUGUAUUGUGGCAGAGCCCACAGACAAUUUUUCUCCAGAAGAACUCACAGGGAUUUGGCUUUACUCUACGGCACUUCAUUGUCUACCCACCAAAGUCCUCCCUCAUUAACCUUAAGGUUGAAGAGAACGGAAAUGCAACUGGAAAAGGUUGCCAGAGGUCUUGGUUGGAGCCAAUAGACACAAUCUUUGUGAAGAGUGUCAAAGAAAAUGGCCCUGCCCAACAAGCUGGACUGUGUAUAGGGGACAGACUGGUGAAAGUGAAUGGGCAGAGCAUUCUAGGAAAAACCUACUCUCAAGUUAUCGCACUCAUCCAAAACAGUGAAAACAUUCUGGAGCUCUCUAUUAUGCCAAAAGAUAAAGAUGUGUUGCAGUUGGCAUACUCCCAGGAUGUCUGUAUGAAAGGCAAUGAGUCAUACUCAGGCAAAGCCCAAAACAUCCCUGAGCCACCACCUCUUUAUUACCCUUCCAAAAAGCCUAGCUCCACUUCCUCACAGCCUAGCCACAACAUUCACAGCCCCCUUGACAACUGGCAGUGCCGAACCAAUUCCACCACCUCACCACUGGACAACCGUCCCCCUGCUGCUUCUACUACCCCCUCACACUGGCCCAGGGGUCCUGAGGAUUCCAGCAUUCUGGGGGGGCACCGUGGACGAUCUUCAUCUGUCAUUGGUGCACUGGACUUUCACUUUGCUAACCACAAUGCCGCCAUCGCCUCUGCAACUCUGCCUCCGCCACGGAAAGCUCCUGUCCGUGCUCACGUUAGCACCCUCUGCCACCAGGCUCUGUCAGACUGGUACUACAGUCAGGCUCAGAUUGCAGAGUGCACGUUGCCCCAGCAUCGAAGUAUAUCUCAGGAUCAUUUAGUUGAUCUGGGGCUGGGGUUGGCAGUCAGUCCCAGACCUGCAGCUACCUCUGUGGCUUGUUUAGAGCAAGGCAGAAGAGAAACCCUUCUACACCACCACCACCAGGCAGCUGCUGCUUCUCACAAUUCAUAUUGGAUUGGCAGCUGGGGUAGUGUAUCAGGACCAGGAAAGAGGUCGUGUUCAGAGACCCUGCUGGCAGCCUAUGCUGAAUAUGAGCAAAAUUAUGGACGUUCUGUGGAAACAUUAGCUCAAGCCUCUGCUCUGGUCUCAGCACAGUCUGAACAGACUUUGCAAAGUUCACACACAAUAAAAUUCAGUGAACAGAAAACCUCAGGAGAACAUCAGCACCAAAAUGCAGUAAAACCAUCCGUCACAACCUCUUUUACAGUGCCUCCCAUUGACAGGCAGUCAGGUCAGCAGGUAGCAGAGCCCCAGACGAGGAGAGUAAAAGAAGAAGAGCAGGUAGGCUACAAAAGCUACAGCCCUUCCUUUUCCCAGAAAGCUGGUCAUCUCCAACAGACCCACCCUUUUAGAGAGCCCAGCUACAGUGGCCCUCAUCUCGACUGGGGGCCUUCCAGCAGAAGCAGCCCUUCUCAAAGUGAUGGGGGAAUAGAACGCCUGUCCAAAUCCAUCACCCCCUUGUUUACAUCUGAGGAGAAGAGGGUGCGGCUUAGGGAAGACAGAGAGAUUAUCUCCCCUGUAUCCCUGACUCAAGAGGUGGUCCUGAGGCAGAAGCCACCUCUGGGCUGCCAUACCCUCAUUCAAACUGUGCAACAUACACACUACACCACACCUGUGGAGUCCCCAGAGCCAACUGCUUUGACACCGUCCCCAUCCCCUGCCCUUACAGCGUCCAUUCCCAACUGCAGGUCCAGUGGCAGCCUGGCACAGCAUGCAUUUGACUCCUUGUCUUCUAUUCCCUUCAUAGCAUGUGUAUCUACAGGCAGUAUUAAAAAUCGCCGCUCCUCUUACCUACUGGCCAUCACCACUGAGAGAUCCAGGUCCUGUGACGAGGGUCUCAACACCUUCAGGGAAGAAGGCCCUAUCUUCUCUAAACUUCCAAGAAGGGUCAAGAGCUUUUUCACUGAUGGGUCUUUGGAGAGUCUACAGACCCAAGAGGAAGCCCGAUCCAAGCGCCACUCCACUUCUGAGCUGGGAACCAUCACCUUCAGUGAUGUUCACAAGGAGGGCUGGCUGCACUACAAACAGAUCCUCACAGACAAGGGAAAGAAAGUCGGUGGUGGCAUGCGACCAUGGAAACGAGCCUUCUCCGUUCUCCGCUCCCAUUCACUCUUCCUUUACAAAGACAAGCGAGAAGCAGUGCUUCAUGGGGCAGGGGCAGGACCAAGUCAGAUUGAACAUUCUCAGAUCAGUAUCCACUGCUGCUUGAUUGACAUCGCCUACAGUGAAACCAAACGGAAACACACCUUGAGGUUGACCACGCAGGAUUUCUGCGAGUACUUGGUGCAGGCCACGGAUAGAGAUGACAUGCUGGCCUGGAUCAAGGUCAUUAGGGAGAAUAGCAAGACAGAUAAUGAGGAGAUUGGUUUCUCAAGACAAGCGCUCAUCAACAAGAAAAUGAAUGACUACAGGAAACACAGUCUGACAGGUACCAAGCCAGAUUCCUCUCCCAGAGCCCACUGUAUGAUGCCACCUUUCCUUCUGGCUAAAACUGACAACAUUUCAGUGAACCGAGCUUCCAGAUCUGAUGACAACAAGGCACUGUGGGGCAUCAACAUCAUGAAGAAGGCCAAGAAGACAGGCAGUCCAAAGGCUUUUGGCGUGCGUCUUGAGGACUGUCAGCCUGCUGUCAACCAUAAAUUUGUCCCACUAAUAGUGGAGAUGUGCUGUGGUGUUGUGGAAGCAACAGGUCUGGAGUAUACUGGUAUAUACCGUGUACCGGGCAACAACGCCAUGGUGUCCAACCUGCAGGAGCAUCUCAACAAAGGCAUGGACAUGAACACUGCUGAAGAGAGAUGGCAAGACCUGAACGUAAUCAGUAGCCUACUUAAGGCAUUCUUCCGAAAACUACCUGAGCCUCUGUUUACUGAUGACAAAUACAAUGACUUCAUUGAUGCCAACCGGAUAGAAGACAGAGAAGACAGACUGAAGACAAUGAAGAAACUGAUCCAUGACCUCCCAGAUCACUAUUAUCACACCCUUAAGUUUCUAUUGGGCCACCUUAAGAGGGUGGCAGAUCAUUCUGAGAGGAAUAAGAUGGAGCCACGAAACCUAGCCCUGGUGUUUGGACCCACUUUGGUGAGGACAUCAGAUGACAAUAUGGCAGACAUGGUCACCCACAUGCCUGAUCGCUACAGAAUAGUGGAGACACUUAUCCUGCAUUAUGACUGGUUCUUCAGUGAUGGAGAGCUUGAAAAAGAAGAGAAGGCCCCACGGGAUAAGUGGGGCACGGAGCCUGUGCCCAACAUUGACCAUUUGCUGCCCAAUAUUGGCAGACCAGGCAUGCCAGGAGAGGCAUCAGCUGAGACAGUGGAUCAGCCUCUUCGAUUCCACCAUCAACGAUUCUCUUAAGUCAAAGCUUUCCACAGUGUCCAAAAAAGACCUUAACACCAGAGAUUUCCUGCCCAAGUCCAUCAUCUCUGCUGUAACCUGCAAACAUAAACGCCUCGGUACCCACCUGGUGGGCGGCAACACUGAUGAAGACAGCCAUUAUGGUG
Archocentrus centrarchus (flier cichlid) is the source of this 4090-nucleotide messenger RNA. Its product is annotated as rho GTPase-activating protein 21-like. Gene Ontology annotation, molecular function: protein binding. Lineage: Eukaryota; Metazoa; Chordata; Actinopteri; Cichliformes; Cichlidae. The record is from RefSeq and is a predicted model, not a curated record. The transcript is spliced from 24 exons. The coding region runs from base 465 to 3944 and encodes 1159 amino acids. Gene Ontology annotation, biological process: signal transduction.